AAUGAAUGGAAGGGGAUGGGUUGUAGUCGACCAAAUACUUUCGUUUUAGUUACGCGCGCUAGAGUAAGGCGAGCGGUCGUCAUAAACAUGAAGGUUCCAGCAUGUUUGCUUGUCCUGGCUGUCGUUUACUUGGAAGUGGACUCCAAGUUCAGUCCACCAAAAGUUCAUGUCUACAGCUUCAAGCCAGCAAAGUUUGGGGAGCAAAACACGGUGAUCUGUCACGUGAGCGAAUUCCACCCCCCUGACAUCCGUAUCCAGAUGUUCAAGAAUGGAGAGGUGAUUGGCAAGGUGGUUCAGACAGAUCUAAGCUUCAAGAAGAACUGGCACUUCCAUCUGACCAAGCACAUUGAGACUACACUUGUGCAAGGAGACAAGUUCAUGUGUGAAGUCAUUCAUGGAACGAGUGCCUCAAAAUACUUCGACUGGGAGGUCAACAUGUAAGAAGAGGUCCAGUGAUCUGUGAAACCUAAGAAAUGCACUAUCCAGCAAAAAUAACGCAGGAAUUUUACCUUUCAUUCCUUCACAUCUUCCAUUGAUCUGUGUCUGUUGAGGGACAUUGGGAUUGGGUGGUUCUUAAUUUGAUGUCUUCAAUCAAUCAUAUCACACUUUCAAUUAUUUUAAGGCACUAUCAAUCUUUUGCUCAUGGCAACUGCCACUUUUUUCCACAUGAAAUAGGGUCUAAGGAAAUGGUUGAUUAAAUGUUAGCCAACAUAAUCAGUUUGGAAAACAAAUGUUGGUUUCUUUUUGCACUAUUCUUAAUAUCUUGAUUUAUAAAAUGGAAAAAAAUGUCAUGAACUUUCCUAAUAAAAAAAUUUCAUCUUUCA
This is a messenger RNA of Entelurus aequoreus (snake pipefish), 824 nucleotides long. RefSeq names its product beta-2-microglobulin-like. The record is from RefSeq and is a predicted model, not a curated record. The transcript has 4 exons. Gene Ontology annotation, cellular component: MHC class II protein complex. NCBI's taxonomy places the organism in Eukaryota, Metazoa, Chordata, Actinopteri, Syngnathiformes, Syngnathidae. Gene Ontology annotation, biological process: peptide antigen assembly with MHC class II protein complex; antigen processing and presentation of exogenous peptide antigen via MHC class II; immunoglobulin production involved in immunoglobulin-mediated immune response. Bases 16 to 441 code for a protein of 141 amino acids. Gene Ontology annotation, molecular function: MHC class II protein complex binding.